Molecule: messenger RNA, 2653 nt
Organism: Thamnophis sirtalis
Lineage: Eukaryota; Metazoa; Chordata; Lepidosauria; Squamata; Natricidae
Source: RefSeq, a predicted model, not a curated record
AUGGGUGGCAAGCAGCAUGAAAUUCAUUUCAGAAGUGAACCUGUUUCUUCAGAAGAUGAGGAUGGAGAGACUCAAGAAAGCAAGAUAAAAUCUCUGAGCAAAUAUUUGCCUCCAAAGAAAACAAUCACUCAGAUUAUGAAGGACAAAAAGAAGCAGACACAACUCACUUUGCAAUGGUUAGAAGAAAAUUAUAUUGUCUGUGAAGGAGUUUGUUUGCCUCGAUGCAUCCUUUAUACUCAUUACCUGGACUUCUGCAGGAAGGAGAAACUUGAGCCUGCUUGUGCUGCAACAUUUGGGAAGACAAUUCGCCAGAAAUUUCCUCUCCUCACCACUAGGCGGCUGGGUACAAGAGGCCAUUCAAACUCCAAAACUGGGACUCUUCUUCCAGAAUUCCCCAGUGCUCAGCACCUUGUAUUGGACCAAUGUAUCUCUAAAGACAAGAUUGCGCGACCCGCUCUCUUUGAUCAACAUAUAGUGAACGCCAUGGUGACUGAUAUUGAAAAGGUUGAUCUGUAUGGCAUUGGAUCUCAGGCACUUCUCACUGUUUCAGGGAGCCUGGACUCUGAGGCGGAGGGCUACACUGAAUAUGACUCUAUUACAGUGUUUCAAGAAUUGAAGGACCUCUUGAAGAAGAAUGCUACUGUGGAAUCGUUUAUUGAAUGGCUGGAUACUGUCAUUGAGCAAAGAGUUAUUAAGGCAAGCAAGCAGAAUGGUCGGUCUCUAAAGAAGAGAGCCCAAGACUUCCUUCUCAAGUGGAGCUUCUUUGGAGCUCGAGUAAUGCAUAAUCUCACUUUGAACAAUGCUUCCAGUUUUGGUUCAUUUCAUCUCAUCCGCAUGCUUUUAGAUGAAUAUAUCCUCCUUGCAAUGGAGACCCAGUUCCACAAUGAUAAAGAACAAGAACUUCAGAAUUUAUUGGACAAAUAUAUGAAGAAUCUAGAUGCCAGUAAAGCCACCUUUACAGCAUCCCCCAGUUCUUGUUUCCUAGCAAACCGCAACAAAGCUUCCCCAAUGGUUAGUGACGCCUCAGUGAAAAACGAAUGUCUGAUGGAGCAAACCUAUUUCUCUUUAUCAUCCGGUCAUCAUAGUAGCAUAUCGUCCAGUCUGAACCCAUGCACUGCAGGAGACAGUGAGAAUAUGCAAACCACAGGUCAGACCGACCUCUCUCAGAGCAGUGCCCACCUUAUCACUCCACCCAUUUCUCCAGCCAUGGUCAGCCGAGGAAGUGUUAUCAACCAGGGACCGAUGGCCAGACCAUCCAGUGUAGGCCCGUCAUUAUCUUCACACUCGCACUGCUCUUCUUAUUCUGAAUACCUUUGCCAGACAGUGCCACAAACGAACCAGAACUUCUAUGGAGCCGGUGCCAGUUACCCAGCCAUGUUCAGGACCCAGACUCAUCCACCUUCGGGAUCCUGUCUCCAGAGGGCAGAAUCGAGCCUUUGUCCAGCAGCCAAUGAACAGCAACGUUUCUCCCGGGACUACUUCAAUAGCAGCUGUGCUGUGUCUUCAUACAGCACCCGUUCCCUUCCUCUCUACGGAGCCUCUUCAGCUGCACAGGACACACAUUGUAUGCAAUUUUUGAACAAUGGGAGUUGCAGCUUUAUGAACAACACCACAACAGGUUCUUGUCAAGGAUCAUCAUAUUCCACAGCUGCCUCUAAUGGGUUCUAUGGAAAUAAUGCAAACUAUUCAGAUUCCCACAGAUUUGAGUCAUUGGUAGAUCAGCACGUUUCUGUCAUCAGCAGUGUAAGCAGCAUUCGCCCAUUGCCUCCAUACAGUGACAUUCAUGAUUCACUCUGCAUCCUAGAAGAUACAGGAAGGAAACAGGGAGCAUCUUAUUAUCCAGAUGCCUCAAUUGCUGGCCAGAACUCUAUAACUUCAGAAAUGCUGUCUGCUCUGCCUACAAGUUCCUCUGAAUGCAUGUACGGCCAUUCUCGUCAGUGCCCUUCUCAGGAACCAAUGGACUCUUCUGGACAAGCUAACAAUGAGAUGGUGUCAUCCUUACCACCGAUUAAUAUUGUCUUCAUGGGCACUGCUGCUGGAGGCACCUGAUUUUUAGUUCUCACUUCCUCCAUUUAACAACUUUUUUUCAUCAGAAAAGUUUUACGGAUUUGUUUUUGAAGAGCAUCCUGAAAGAUUUUACAGUUAAAUAAUAUUGGAUUACUUCUGAGUCCAAGUGCAAAUUAUUUCUUAUAUUUAAAUGAGAAUAUACUUGCAAAGUGUUUUUUUUAAUGUGUCUCUUCUUAUUGCUGACUAGGUUUAAAUGUACAUUUAGAGAAUGUCUAUCUUUCCUCCUUCUCUUCAUUGCAGUUUAAAACAGUGUAUCAUUCUUCCAGCAAAAGCAAUAAUACCUCUUUUUCUCAUCACAAUUUUGCUGUAUUGUCUCUUUGAUAUGCAAUCUACAUUCUGGAAACUCUUUGGAUGGCAGAGGUGCACCUGACGGUGGUAUCUACUCCAGAUUUAGAAAUAUAGAUAUAUUUGGUGAGCUUUUCCCAGCCCAGCACCCUCCUGAUGGACAGGAAUAUAAAAUCAAUUUUAGAUGGACAGGAAUAUUAAACAACUUUAACCUACCUGGGAAGGAUUAAGGAUGUUGUUUACAGAGGUGAUAUUCAGCAAGUUCUGACCACUUUUGGAGUACUGGUAGCAAAAAAAUUUA